CUUUUCUUUUUGGUGGUUUCCUGAACUCAAUAUUUUGAGUUAAAUCAUUCCAAGAUAUCCCAGACACAGAUCAGUUGUAACCACCCUUGGGUGCUUUGUCAUGUUGCAUUUUGAGCAGAGCCCUCUUUCCUCACACUAACAGGGGGAUCUGGGGGCUGGUCCCCCCUGUCCCUCCUCCCCACUCUCCCCAUGUCACUGCAGGCAGAGGAGGACACUGAGCCGAGAUGUGAGUACUGCGGCAGCCUCCUGAGGCCGUUCCCUUUCCCCGAGGAUGUCCCUUUCCUUGAGGAUGUCCCUGUCCUUGAGGAUGUCCCUUCCCGGGAGGAUGUCCCUUUCUCCAAGGACAUGGAAUACGUAAGCUGGGGGAAGGACGAACAGGGAUUUGCUGUGGAACAGCUGCACUCAAGGCUCCGCUCUUCCACCUUGCAGAGAUUCUGCUGCAAGCGCCACCAAGACCUCUACAAGUUCAUCCUGGAGGAGAGGAAGAGGCUCAAGGAUGCCUGCAGCAUUCCCAGAGCUGUCAGCACCCAUGAAUACCAGGGCUCCGAAGCCCAUCAGCUGCAGUCAAAGGAGCAAGAGAACCAGAGGCACCACAAGUUCGGAUUCUCUCCAGUCCCCCCUGACUCCUCUGUCGCCGGACUGCACAAGGAGGAGACAAGGCAGCAGGAGAGCCACCUGUUUAGAGGGUCACCUGUCCUGUCUUUGGAGCCGACUGCCACUGAAGGUUCACAGGAGGCUGGAACCACAUCGCCCAAGGGCGAGAUGCCGAUGCCUGCUGGAAGUGUAGCCCAGACUGAGGAGGAGCCCGAGCCCAGGCCUGAGGCUGAGCCCGAGCCCAAGCCUGAGGCUGAGCCUGAGCCCAAGGCUGAGGAGGAGCCCCAGCCCAAGCACAAGGAGGAGCCUGAGGAAGAGCACAAGCCUGAGGCUGAGCCCAAGCCCGAGGCUGAGCCCAAGCCCGAAGCUGAGCCCAAGCCCGAGGCUGAGCCCAAGCCCGAGGCUGAGCCCAAAGAGGAAUCUGAGACCAAGAAGGAGCCUGAGGAAGAGCACAAGCCUGAACCCAAGAAGGAGCCUAGGCCCAGGCCUGGGCCCAAGCUUGGGCCUGAGCCUGAGUCUGAGCCCAAGAAGGAGACCACAUCCAAGCCCAAGGAGGAGCCUGGGCCCGAGCUUGGGCCUGAGCCUGAGAAGGAGCCCAAGCCUGAGCUCAAGCCCGAGAAGGAGCCCAAGCCUGAGCUCGAGCCUGAGAAGGAGCCCAAGCCUGAGCUUGAGACCGAGAAGGAGCCCAAGCCUGAGCUUGAGGAGCAGCCUAAACCCGACCUCGAGGAGCAGCUCCAACUUGAGCUCAUGGAGGAGCAGCCCAAGCUCGAGCUCAUGGAGGAGCCCAUGUCCUGCCGUGUCACCAGCUCUGGUUUCAGGCCCCUGGGGAGGAAGAUGGGGAAGAGUAAAUUGGUGCAAAAGUACUACAAACAUGGAAGGAAAUUCCUUACCCUGCUCCCAGAUGGAACCUCGCAGUUAUUCUAUCCAUCUGGAAACCUGGCCAUCAUGGUUACACGAGAGGGAGACCAGAUGAUUUGCACAGUACAGGAAGAUGAGCCGAGGACUGCCAAAAUCCGCGCGCUGUUCCAGUCCGACGGCAGGAGCACGUGCUAUUACCCCAACGGAGAUGAGUGGAUAAACAUGAGUAUCCAGGGAGGGCAGUAUUUGGACCAAGCAGGCAGCAGGGUGAAAAGGUGGACGUGGCCAAACAUGUCACCAGGACCCCACGUCCCACUGAGCCCCAUCUUCAUCUCCCUGAACCGGCACGUGGGGGUCAGGAUUCUGGCCCAGGACAAGAUCAUCAUCUCCUUCCUCGCCAUGGGGCGACAGGCAAAGUUCAACAUGGGAACCAAAGUGCAGGUCGGUGCUGCCGGGGGGCCGCCUGCCCCGGCCCGGCUGGGCAGGGACGAGCUCCUGCUGCAUGCCUUCCGGGUCAGGAUCCUGCAGCUCUUCAACAGCAUGCGGGGAUGCAUCAGCUUUCCUUCCAGUGAGCAGUGGAACAAAAUGCAGCCUCCCGUGUACGUCCUGAGCCAGGCUGCGAAGAUCCUGGAGCUCUGCACUGCCGCCGACAUCAGCGAGGAGCUGCGCAGCUCCAUCCGGGCCAUAGUAAAUGCACAGCUCUGAGCAGCACAUGUGUGGUGUGAGGCAGAGACACUCCCCAGCCACGGUACCUGCACACGCUCAGGAGGGCUCCCCUCGGCCCUGCCCUGCUGUGGAGCAAAGGGCAGCCCGGGGCUCAUCCCCACAGCCCCUCGGGGGUCUCGCUCAGGGCAGGCAGCACCUUGGCAAUGGAGGCACGAGGGGGCUUUGCUCAGAUCACCACACAGGCACCACUUUGCUGCUCCUGAUGAGGCGGCACCAGCAGGAUGCCCAGGUGUCCCUGGCACCAGUGCUGCUGGCAGCUCAGCUGCCGGUACAAGACAAGGUGGUUCCCUGUGCAGAGAGAGACAAAUGACCACAGAGUACCCAAGGCAAUCACCUACACUCGCCCCAGGGAGCACCAGCUGCAGCCCGGGAUGAGCUCUGGUUAAAGCACUGCAAAGACCAAGCCCUCAGCAGGCAUUUAGAGGCCCCUGGGCCACAGGGGCUGCAGCUGGCAGCCCCUCAGAGCUGCCUGGGGUUCACCUGGCCAUCUUCCCCCAGGGUGGCCACACCCAAAGAACAAGGCCAAGCCCCACGUGCCCCUCCCAGAACGCUGAGGUUCUCGGGGGGCUUACACACGACAGACACAAGCUCAGUGAC
Lepidothrix coronata (blue-crowned manakin) is the source of this 2775-nucleotide messenger RNA. RefSeq names its product glutamate rich 6 (gene ERICH6). The coding region runs from base 190 to 2157 and encodes 655 amino acids. The record is from RefSeq and is a predicted model, not a curated record. NCBI's taxonomy places the organism in Eukaryota, Metazoa, Chordata, Aves, Passeriformes, Pipridae. The transcript is spliced from 8 exons.